AUGAUGAGUGUUCCUCAGCCUGACCCGGAUGAGAUUCCCCCCUCCACCAUCACCCCUGUCACCACCCCCACCCUGAGCCUGACCCCCAUCGCAGACGAGCUGGAGUGUAAGAUCUGUUACCAGCGAUACAAUGUCCACAACCGCAGGCCCAAGAUCCUGGACUGCCUCCACCGGGUGUGUGCCCGCUGCCUCAACAAGAUCCUGGACGUGGGGGACGUCRUGGGCUGCAUUUCCUGCCCCUUCUGCCGACACGAAACAGAGAUCAGCGAAUACGAGGUGUCGGGCCUCCCCGACGACUCCAACGUCAUAUCCUGCCUGGCCGUCAGGGAUAAGUCCUGGAGCUCCGACCACAGCAAAGAGGUGACCCUCACCCCCACGAGCCUGUCCUCCACCUCCCCCUCGCACCACUCCUCCAACUGCCUGGUGAUCACUAUCAUGGAGGUCCAGAGGGACACGGGGUCCGGGGACCYUGGCCRGGGCAGCUCYGACCACUACACAGAGCACAGCCUGGACUCCAUCUCUGUGGGCUCCAACGGGCCGGAYGUUCAGGAAGCCCUGUCCAAGUUGUGUUCCCACGUCCCCCGGAUCCUGGUGUGGCUCCUGGGGCUGUUCUACUUCGGGUCCCUGCCCCUGGGCAUCUACCUGCUGGUGAUCCAGAGGGUGACGCUGGGCAUAGUCUGUGUGAGCCUGGUACCGUCCAGUCUGACUGUGUGUCUGGUCUAUGGCUUCUGCCAGUGUCUCUGCCAGGGCAUGUGUGACUGCUCGUCUAGGGGCUGACUGACUGACUCAA
Salvelinus sp. IW2-2015 is the source of this 790-nucleotide messenger RNA. RefSeq names its product E3 ubiquitin-protein ligase RNF182. Lineage: Eukaryota; Metazoa; Chordata; Actinopteri; Salmoniformes; Salmonidae. The record is from RefSeq and is a predicted model, not a curated record.